Messenger RNA from Phanerochaete carnosa HHB-10118-sp, 870 nucleotides. RefSeq lists its product as uncharacterized. The record is from RefSeq and is a predicted model, not a curated record. Bases 160 to 429 code for a protein of 89 amino acids. The transcript has a single exon. Lineage: Eukaryota; Fungi; Basidiomycota; Agaricomycetes; Polyporales; Phanerochaetaceae.
AGCAGAAUCGAAGUUUGGAAGACUCAUACACCACUGGUAGAGGUGAGCAUGGGACUGACUUUACAACGUAUUGUUAUAUAUAUACUAGCGUUGAUCCUACGGUAGCACAGAGUCAAAAAUAUAGCCAGACCUAGCCGAAUACGACAGUGAUAUGCAACAAUGCGCGCUGAAAGAAUCUCCGCCACCUUCAGCUUAGCAUUUGCGUCGCCACUGAGCAGGCAGCUCUUAUUGAUUUUACUGUCGUCACGGGUGACUAGAUGCAGCGUGCAAACAACCGCUGUUCGUCCAGUCAACAGGUCCCGGGUCUACUUCUGCGGCCCCCUGCACGACAACAACAUCCAUCUAAAGUACGUUAAAGCUAAUGCCAUAGCGUUGAAGAAGAGCGGGCAAACCAACGAACAGUUACAGAGGAUCUUGCAAGCAACAUAGGGAAGAAAACCAGUACCUUGAAGUCUUCGUCCCCUAAAGACAGGCUUGAAGCUAACGUUCCACGAGUGAUCCUGGUUCGCCAUUAAUUCAACGCUGAGCCGGAAGGAGCGCAUGCGACGAGUGAAGGGUGAACAGCACGUCCCGAGCGUCAGCGACCAGUUAGGGAGGUUAAACUUAUGGGCCGCGCUUUCUUGGUUUCCCGCCAGGUACAUAUAUGCAUCGAGAGCAUGACGUAUAGUUCACGUAGCAACUCGAAAACCUGGCUCAUUGUGCUCGGUCUCUCCGGAGCUGGACUUUAGUUCGCUCCAAACCUUUUGGCUCCCCGGGACCUGUAGAUAUGUAUAUAUAGCUGUGCGGUAUCUUAUGCUACAUAAAACGGUCGAAAGCUAAGCGCAAAAAGCGCAGGGAUGAGUGAGCCGACGGCGGGAGUAAAGUGACGAC